Messenger RNA from Lizanozyma spartinae, 1476 nucleotides. RefSeq names its product IMP 5'-nucleotidase (gene ISN1). Lineage: Eukaryota; Fungi; Ascomycota; Pichiomycetes; Serinales; Debaryomycetaceae. Gene Ontology annotation, molecular function: magnesium ion binding. The transcript has a single exon. Gene Ontology annotation, biological process: inosine salvage; nucleotide metabolic process; nicotinamide riboside biosynthetic process. Bases 1 to 1476 code for a protein of 491 amino acids. The record is from RefSeq and is a predicted model, not a curated record.
AUGACAUCCAGAUAUAGAGUGGAGUACCAAUUGAAGUCGCAUCGUCGUGAUGAGCUUAUUGAAUGGAUCAAAGGUCUUCUAGCAGUACCAUUUGUUCUUCAUGCUGAUGCUGAGAACCACUUGCGAACCACUAAUGAGGCCAAUUUCCAAUCUACAGAUUCACUUUCAAGUUUACCACAGCGAUCUUUUGAUAAGCUAGAGGAUCAAGUGGCUAUGGAAUGUCAAAAGAGAUAUGCUGAAGUGUUUAGAGACGUUGAAAAGCUCAUUGACCGUACGAUCUACAUUGAUAAGUUGAAUGAAGGUCUUAUAGUCCAACAUCCAGAGUCCAGAUUACGUAAACUUGUUCCUAGCGUAGGUAAGUUCUUUACUUCCUUGCCAUUGGUGGAAGCUUUCUUGAUAGAAGAUGAGAGGCGGUUUAUUUCCAGAAGACGGUUGGUUUCACCUUCAUUCAAUGAUGUACGUAUUAUACUUAAUACAGCCCAAGUCUUGGCUUUGACCAAGAUUUAUGAUCUGGACAACCAUAAAGCCGACAGAUUGAAGUUGAUUACAUUUGAUGGAGAUGUGACACUUUAUGAAGAUGGUCAAAACUUAACUCCUGAUGCUCCAGUGGUUGAACGAUUGAUGAAGUUAUUGAAGCUCAAUAUGUUCAUUGCGGUUGUAACAGCUGCUGGGUACCCCGGAAAAAGUGGUGCUGAGAACUACUAUUACCGGUUGAAGGGUUUACUUGAUCGCAUCAAAGAGUCUGACGAAUUGACAGAUGUACAAAAGGAGAACUUCUUCGUGAUGGGUGGUGAAUCUAAUUACUUAUUCAGAUACAAUGUUCGCGCAGGGAAAUUGGUAUUCAUUGAAGCAGAUGAAUGGUAUCCACCUUUGAUGGCACUGUGGAGUAAGUUUAAAAUUAACUACAUUAUGGAUUCCACUUAUGAACAUUUAUUGUUAUUACAAAAACGAUUUGAUUUGGUAGAUAACACCACAAUUAUCAAAAAGGAACGUUCAGUAGGAAUUAUCCCUAAUAAGGGUUAUAAAAUUCUUCGUGAAGAACUUGAAGAAAUGGUUCUUUCAUGUUCCAACAAAUUGAAUGAUAUUCUCACCAAACUUUCUAGUGAUCUGUUCAGUAUUGAUACUGUUAGUGACCACCAAGAACGGUUUACUCGUCGGAACUCAUUGGUUGAACUUACACAGGAUGAGAAUAUUCGUGUCUGUGCCUUCAAUGGAGGUCAAGAUGUUUGGGUUGAUAUAGGUGAUAAAGCUCUUGGUGUUGAACUGUUACAGAAAUUCCUUUGUCGUGAAGAACUGCUACAGAGUUGUCCCAUUUUAAAAAGUGAAAGUUUACAUGUUGGUGAUCAAUUUGCCAGUGUUGGUGCUAAUGAUUAUAAGGCCCGUUUGAGUGCUUGUACUGCUUGGAUUGCAAGCCCCAGAGAAACAGUUGCUAUACUUGAUGAUCUUAUUGCGAGAAUGGAGGAUAUUGUAAACUAA